UUUACAUUAUGUGAAGGACUGGAAUAAAUGUAAUUUUGUACUUACAACACGUUUUAUGAAAUCAUACGUGUAUUUUAAUAAAUUAAUAGAUCGUCUUUUGGCAGUAACGAUCCAUUUCUUUAGCCUUGAUUUUCAUUGAAGAGUAUUCAAUUACCACGCAAAGUUUUUAGAGUGUCGUAUUUACUUAAAGUUACGUGAAAUAAUUUCUUAAUUCAUAAUGAGAGUCUUUAGGCAAAUCAUGUUGUUCAUUUACAAUUUAAAUUGCAUGGAGUAAUGUUUCACGGACUUGAAUUAGUGAGGAAAAGUAGUCAAUUUGUGACUGUCGUGUAUUUUAGCAUUCGUUACUAAUGGAUUAAGUCUGCGGUGAUAAAAUCUUCACAAAGUAAGAAACGUGCACACUGUCAGAGAGGAAUCUGUCUUUCAACACACCCGGUAUAAUAUUGGAGAAAAUCACAAAUUGGAGAAUAGCCGUAAAAACUUCAGACUGUCAAAAUAUUUAGUCUGUGUGAAGUCGUACAUACUGUUGUUACGGAAUUUCUCUCCUGACGUUAAAAACUGUGAAAUAAUCUGUUUCAUAUUCGUUUUUUUUCUUUUUGCAACAAGAACUAUAAAAAGAUUAUAAAUUGUAAUCUGUGCGAAUGAACAUAUAUUUUUCAUGGCGCCGUAUUUCGAAAAUAUAUCAUAAAAUGGUAAGAUGGUUUAAAAAGGAUAAUUCAAAUAUUAAAACUUCGGAAAAAGUAUAAUAACUCUAUACUUAAUAAACAGUGGGGAUUAUAAUACAAGUGAAACCUGAUAAUUAAACUACAAAUAUGCAUGACUGCUUGUGAAUCUAUUAAGUAUUAGUCAGUUUAAAUCAAAGUAAGAGGGAGUUAAAACGUUGCGCUGUUCAUGCGCAUGAAUUAAUAAAGAAAGUGCGAAUGCAUUUUUUGUAUUCAUUUUUUUUUCUGUAAACCGGUUGUCUCGUUUUGGAAUUAGAAAAAUGUACUAUUGGAAUUCGAUUGGACUAAAUGGUUCAUCGCACCACGUGAUAUUGGUCAUGUGAUUUGAAGUUCUAUUUUAACAUAAUUUAAAAACAAAACAUGCACAAGAAUGGGUGCAAUGUAUGCACAGAAUUGUUUGGUUUUGAACAGUGGAAGAGAAUUAUAGAAUUUAGUUUCAAAAAUAUUGUCUGUUUGUUUUUCUAAAGUGAGGAAUGCUUUUUUCAAAAAAAUGAUGAAACACAAAUCAGAGUGGAUAUGAAAGUUUACAUGUAUGAAACUAAUCCCCGAUGACGUUACUAUGGUUACACAAAAUGAUGGAAUAAUUAACAAUUUUGUUGGAUUUUACUGGUGUCUCGCAUUUAUUUUCAUCAUGGGAUUUGGAAAAGUGCAAACUCAACUCUCAGGAAGUUUUGCAUCGUGUAAAAAUGAAGGUGAAAUCGUUAACGUGACAGGUAUAUCUGAGAACCCGUGCAUCACAUGCAUUUGUAUGAACAAAAUCGUAAAGUGUACACAGACGCAAUGUCCGAGUACGGAAGGCUGUCACGUGAUCCUGUUCGACAAUUUCCGUGAGGAGAGAAAAUGUUGUGACGUAUGCAAAGGAUGUGAUUAUGAGGGGAAAUCGUACAACAGCAGCACGAGCUGGACAGAUUCAAAUGAUCCGUGUAUCAAGUACACGUGCUGGGCCUCUGUGGUAACGAAAUCAAAGACCCAGUGUUACACACCGUGUUACGACCCAGUACCUGUGCCCGGACAGUGCUGUCCGUCUUGCCAAGGAUGUUACUUUGAUGGAAGGAGAUUUCAAAAUGGCGACCAGUUCAACCUUUCUACAGAUCCUUGCGUACAUUGCACGUGCAAGGACGGCAGUGUAUCAUGCGUUAAGCAUUCCUGUCCUGUGCUGAAUUGUCCGAAAGAAAACAUUUACAAUGUAACGGGAGACUGCUGUCCAAGAUGUAGAGGAGAGAGAAAAAUAUACAAUCUGCCGGGUGGUCGGUGUUUCUAUCAGAAGAAAAUAUACAGCAACGGCAGAAUGUUCCGGCCAGAUACAUGCACAAGAUGCCAGUGUAAACAAGGUACAUCGGUAUGUGAGAGAGAAACAUGUCCGCAUCUGUCCUGCGCAGAAGAUCAGAGAGAACACGUGCCGAAAUCAUGUUGCAUGAAAUGCCCAGAAAAGAAACAGUGUCUGUACAAUGGUAUAUUUUAUAUGCACGAGCAACAAUGGAAACCUGACACGUGCACCACGUGCGACUGUGAUAAUGGUGUAACACAUUGUCAAACGCAACAUUGUAAUAACGCCCUCUGGUGUCCACAGGGAUUCACCCUACAGUUUGACGACACCGAAUGCUGUCCAAGAUGUGUAGAAUCUCGAGCCGUUUGCACAGUGUAUGGCGAUCCUCACUACCGAACAUUUGACGGGAGAAUGUUCAAUUUUCAGGGUCCUUGUAAAUACAUUUUAACUGAAGACUGUUUUGAAAAGUCAUUUUCUGUACGGGUACGAAACGACGCUAGGACGAGUAGCAGUUUUACGUGGACAAAAAUGGUUGUGAUAUUUAUACACAAUAUAAGAAUAAACUUACACAAGAAUUUACGGGUAAAAGUGAAGCGAAAACGAGUAAGACUUCCAUACAAGCACAAUGAAAUUCCAAGUUUUACAAUAGAACGUAGACAUGAUAUGGUUGUUUUUAAUUGGUCCAGUGAUUUGACGGUCACGUGGGACGGAGAUAGCUUUGUUGAUAUAUCUGUUUCCAGUAGGUAUAAGAGAAAACUUUGCGGUCUUUGUGGGAAUUUUAACGGACUUGGCUUCGAUGAUCUCAUCGGCAAAGAUGGCCGCCAAUAUUUUACUGGUGAAGAAUUCGGAGAAACUUGGCGGUAUGGAAGCCGCAGCGCAUGUGUGAUCAAACCGGAAGUACCUCCAGAAUCUCAGUGUUUGAAUAAUACAAUAGCAAAUCUACGUGCCAAGAAGGAAUGUAGUUUUCUCCUGGGGUCGGUCUUUCAUAGAUGUAGAAGACACGUGGAUGUUCGUCCAUAUUAUAGUUCUUGUAUAACAGAUACUUGUGAAUGUCCAACAGAUAAACGAUGUGAGUGCGAGGCUUUCCGGGCAUAUGCUCGCGCAUGCGCACAAGAUGGAAUUCAUAUAAACUGGGAACCAGUAGCUCCAUGUGCAGCUGAGAGUAAGUGCCCCGUUGGAUCUAAAUUCAAAAAGUGCGCGACACCCUGCCCAAAGACUUGCGAAAACUACAACAAAAUAGAGCCGUGUCUUAAGCCAUGCAUACAGGCCUGCCAGUGCAGAUCAGGGCUAGUUUUACACGAGAACGAGUGUAUAGCACCAAUUAACUGCCCGCGAAGAUGAUGCCACUCAAAAAUAGUGCGUCAUGUAGAUAUUAUUUUACAUAAUUCAGGUGUAUACUUGUGAACAUAUUAUUUGGAAAAAUGCUUGCGUGUGUUUAAUUAUUUGCAGGCUUCAUCACUUUGGUAUCAAACGCAUAUCUGGCCUACAAAUGUCAAGCGGAUGCAAGCAGAUAACGUUAAUGACGUCACGUAGAAACUGACGUCCUUACGUUAUGUUUAUUACGUAAAUUCACAAGUUUAUCGUAUAAGUGCUAUUAGGUGUCUGUUUUAAAUAGAUGUCACAUAAUUAGAAUGGUCAUGUCACUGCAUAUUCCUGUUUUGAAUAUUUAAAUUAUUUGUUUGCUAAUUAUAAUGAAGAAGAAUAAAUUUCAGUUCCCUGUUUUUAUUAUUUAACGUGCUUUAACUGUAUUUUAUAAAUAAAAUAAUACCUGGUCAAGUUUUUUGUGAAAGAAAAGAUGUAAAUGUAAAAAUGACAAAAAGACAUUCGCAUCUCUUUCUUUUGCUUAAACCGUUUUUAUCUUGUUUUUACAUUUUACUUAUCUUAAAAGCACCCCAUAGUCCUAUUUCUAAGGAUAUUUCUCGAAAUUUAGAAAGUGCUUUAUUUUGAAUGCAUUUUCCUUACUCCCUUCAUGCAAUAUUAUGACAUAUAAGUUACACCAGAGCAGUCAUAAUGUUUCUUUCUCUGGGAAAAUUUUAAGAUACAAACUUCGCUGACUACCAAGGGAAAACAAGACAAUUUGACUCUAUAUUAGAAGUGCAAUUCUUCUUGCUUAGAACAAUAUUUUUUUAUAGAAAACAUUGAAUAGAGUAUAUAGCUAUUUGUUUCAGUUUUGAUUGAAUUAUUACGGUGGAGUAUAGGGAACAUGUUCAAAGCGAAAUUAUGUAUUGUAUAUUUUUGUCUCGAUUUAUUGUCGUUAUUUUGAAGUCUUUUACUAAUAUUAUGUAAUCAAGCUAUCUAGCAACAGGAUUUUAAUUAAACUUUUAAAAUGCUUUUAACUUUACGCUCCAGAAAAAUAAAAGUUAUUACCUUAAUGAUUGAAUAAUUUAGCUACUUAGAUAUAUAAAAGGGAGGUUGUCAGAUAAAUUUAUGUUUUGGAUAUAUUUUGAACGUGAGAAUAGAUAUUUAAAUUGAUUUCUAAAAUUUUAAUUAUUUUAUGCCCCCGGAGGGAGACAUAUUAGUUUUCAACUGUCCGUCCGUUCGUUAGUUCGUUCGUUCGUUCGUCACAACGUUAACUUUUUGCAUGAAGGCACUUUACUCGCGAACCACUGCACCCAGGACCUUCAAACUUCACAUGCUAAUAGUACUUAUUGAGUACACGACCUCUAUUGACUUUGGGGUCACCAGGUCAAAGGUCAAGGUCACCAGGUCAAAGGUCAAGGCGCUGCGGGGGCAUUUGUCACCAUUAGUGACAGCUCUUGUUUACAUAUAUACAAGUACUGGUACACAUAUUCAUAACAUGAACGUAAAAAAGCUUUAAAAUCAAUUAUAAAAUAACUUGCCCCUUUUGUCAUAUUUGUGCUGCACGUUUCAACUAUGGAACUUUAACCCUUAGCCUGCUAAAUUUCUAAAAUGGACUGGUCCAUCUUUCAAAUUGGACAAUACCAUUAACAGUAAAAAGGGGUGUUUACCAAAAAGAUACUGACUGAAUGGCGAACAGUGUAGACCAUGAUCAGACUGCACGGAUGUUCAGGCUGAUCUUGGUCUGCACUGGUCGCAAAGGCAGAAUCACUUGCCGCCAGCAGGCUAAGGGUUAAAAAAACACAUAAAUAUACCUGUAAACCGUUAACUUGUUACUAGUUUUCAGUUUUUGGGCACUUUUUUGCAUAAUAUAUUUAUAUAUCGAACUUUAUUUUUCAUUUGGCAUAUCAUUUGACGUUGUCUUUCUGUAUACAAAUGGCCAGUGAUAUUUAUCAGUCUGAUUUUUAUGUGUAUGUUGUUUUUAUUUUUUUUAUUUAGAAAUGUAAGCAUAAAACGAUUCUGUUACCUGUUCAUGUAAGUCGAUGUUGCGUUUCAAAGGAAGAAUCCAUUCGCCCAACAGAAAUGAAAAAAUAGUCGGAUUUCACAGGUGUGUGCAUAUGUAUGGUUACAUUUGGCCCAGUAUAUUACAUCUGAGUUUGGGAACCAACAGCGUUCUCAUUGCUCCGUUUCAAAACUGUGCUUUGAAGGAACCAACGAUGAUUUUAAAAAGUAAACGCGGAUGGAAAUAUCUGGCUCGAGGGUUAGGCUUUACUGAGAUACUGCAAAACAGUUACCCGAGAGCCAGAUAUUUCCAUUCAUACCUUUAACUAGUGACAUGUUCUUUUUCUUGCAUGCCGUAUACUUUAAUUAAUAGAAGAAAUGAAGUAAAACGAAUGCUUUUCUUUUAAGCACUAUUUUAUUAGAGUAGCAUAUGAAUUUACGCAUUAAUUCAAAAUUACAGCACAUGCGUCCUCUUACACCCCUGGAUGUAAGACAAGUUUUUCUAGCACCGGCAAAAAAAAAACAAACAAAAAACAAACAAACACGAGAAAUUCCUGUCUGACAUGCAAGAAAUAUUGUCGUCAAAUAGAUUUUUUUUUUCAAAACUGCAGCAUCUAAUUGGUUGAUUUCGAACACAGAUUUGAAGUUGAUCAAAAAAUCAAGCCUGCAUUCUGAGGCAGGGCCUUGAAUCGAAGUUAAAAAAAAAAUUGGAGAAAAAGUCUGCCCAUAUAAAUGAAAUUAAUCGCAGUUUUCAAAUUUUCUACGAUUUAUUGCAUAUUAGAUGGUCUAAAGUCAUUUUAGAGAGCUCAGGUUUUUUAAUCCAGAUUUAUGGCUGUUGAACUCGUUUUUGAACAAAACAUUUUCAUUUGUUUAUUCAUUUUUCUGAUUUGUCUAAUCUGUUAUUCUUGUGGUUGGAAGGAUAAUGCAUGUACUGUAUAAUUCAUUACUUUUUGUUUUACUUUUGUUUUAUUUUAGAUCUCUAAAUACUCGUGAGAUUUUGAUAUUGUGUACAUUCUGGUGAUUUUAUGGACUGGAAUAUGGAUUUGAAAUGGACGAUCCUGCUGAAAUUCAAAUCGAUUUUAGAUUAUCACGUAACAAAUUAUUUUUCAAUCUGGAUUUCAAUGCCUUGUCAUAAAAGUAUCGACUUAUCUUUUAAUAUCCGAUUUAUUUCGAAAAAUUUUCUGUAUAUUUUUGCAUCUUAUUACAGCAUCAGGUAGCGGUUUACAGUAUCAGGUAGCGAUUGUUUACUUUCAUUUCCUUGUAAGUCUGAAAAUAUUCACAAAGGGAAUUUCUUUAAUUUUUGUUGUUGUUUACGAUAUAUCUUAAUAGGUGAUUUGACGUUGAAUAAAAUUAUUGUUUGGAGUGAAAUCAGUCUUUGUUAAUAAGGAAAGAAAUCCGACCAUGUUAGAGUUAAAAUUGAAAAACGACAAGUUUUGGUAAUAUUACUUUUUAAUUUAAUAAUCCAUAGAUGAAGAUCGUGGUUUUUAUUUGAUAAAAUCUACAAUUUUAACAACAGUGAGUUAUCUUUUCCAGCAACACGUCAUUAAUAAUUUUCUGAAUGUCUGUGUGUAUCUGUAUACAUGUGUUUAUACUUCAGGUUUUUGUAAAUAGCUACUAAUUUAUUUUAUAAAUAAUAGUUUUAUGAUAUACUUUUUAAUUCACAUUGUAUUUUGUUUAUUGAUUUUGUGCCAUUAAAAGUGAACAACUGAA
Mercenaria mercenaria is the source of this 6996-nucleotide messenger RNA. Its product is annotated as BMP-binding endothelial regulator protein-like. Lineage: Eukaryota; Metazoa; Mollusca; Bivalvia; Venerida; Veneridae. The coding region runs from base 1252 to 3327 and encodes 691 amino acids. The record is from RefSeq and is a predicted model, not a curated record. The transcript is spliced from 14 exons. Gene Ontology annotation, molecular function: protein binding.